UCGGUCGCGUUCAGUCGGUUCUGUAUUUGUAGUACCCUUCUUUUAUCGUCAGUCAGUCUCAUCGCAGCAAUGUCCACAAAAUGCGGCGCGUCGCCUCCUACGUCUCCACGAAUUUCAUGUGAAUUGUGAACAUUGACUGAUGAAGAUCUUCUUUGAGCAUCGCCCUCGCAGUCGAUAAUUAAGAUUCGAAGCCCAUCUAGACUGUGCUGUUGUUAUCAAGUGCCGGCUAUUUAAGAGUAGAGCCAAGAACAAGUCAAGAGUGUUGAUCUGUGUGUGAUAUUUGCCAACAAAUAUUAGGCCUCUGGUGGUUAUCGCAGGUUACGAUAAGCCAUAUUUGAGGGGCAACUCUACAGCGUUCGUCAAUUUUGUCGGAUACAAAAAGCGUCGAAGGCUGGUGAAAAAGCAAAAUUCAUCAUUGUUCUACCAAGGCGGUUUCAAGUAUUAUUCAGAGAAAAAAAAAUUCAUUAAACCACCAACAUGACCGAAUCAAGUGAAUCGUCCGGUGAUGAUAAAAACGUGAACCGGUCAAAAGCUCAGCAGAAGAAGACUGCGGACAAGUAUUUAGCCAACUACCGCAAUCUGCUGGGACCGGGGACGAGCCACAUGACCGAUAUGACCAAACGGUACCAAGCGUCAUACCCCUUUCCAAAAGAUGGUCAAGUAAGCCCAGCCGAACUGAAACGGCUGGUCCUCGAAAGCGAACGAAUCCGCACCAUGGUAGCGAAAGAAGCCGAUGGAGAUGCGAAGAAGAAGGUGGCCCUGGAACAGGUGGUUCGAGAAAUUUUGGAUGAAAUUGGCUUGGACGAAAGUUUACCGACAAUUCGGACGCUGGGAACUAUUUUGAAUUAUAUCUUCGGGAGAAUCUUGAGUGGAUUGCACGUCAACGAAACACAGUUGAAACAGCUGAAAUCAAAAUUCGGCAAGCAAACCGUUCUUUAUCUGCCGAGCCAUAGAAGUUAUGGGGACUUCAUCCUGAUGUCUUAUGUAUCAUUCUGCUACAACAUAGCGAUCCCUGGGAUUGCUGCCGGUAUGGAUUUCCAUUCGAUGGCUUUUAUGGGAACGAUCCUACGCAAAACGGGCGCUUUCUACAUGCGACGAAGUUUCGGUAACGAUCAGAUGUAUUGGACCGUUUUCAAAGAAUACAUGCGUCAACUGAUAAAGGCGUACGAUAGGGGAGUAGAAUUCUUUGUCGAAGGAACUCGUAGUAGGAGUAACAAAGCCUUGACUCCCAAAAUUGGACUACUUUCGAUGGCUCUUGAACCGCUGUUUAUGGGAGAAAUACCGGAUGUGCUCGUCGUACCCGUUAGUAUAUCGUAUGACAGGCCUCUAGAGGAACUUUUAUUCGUUUACGAACUGUUGGGUGUUCCCAAACCGAAAGAAUCUACCAAAGGAUUAUUGAAAGCUAUGAGUAUACUGAAGGAGAAUUACGGUUCAAUCUACUUCGAAUUCGGUGACCCAAUCUCAGUUCGAGAGUAUUUAGGUAGUGAUUUGAACCGUAUUCAGCAUGCAGUCAACCCGACUCACAUUCAAACGCUUACAAAAUCUGAGCUAAGUCUUAUUCAAAAUCUGGCAUUCGACGUAGUUCAUUUACAGCAGCAAAAAAUAGUACUCACUACAUUCCAUCUGAUAUCUGUCUAUUACAAUUACAAGAAAUACCUAGGAAAGUCGAUAACCUUGGAUGAGUUGAUCGAUGGCCUCGCUUUGCUUCAUCAAAUAUUCAACGAUUUGGGAGCGGUAACGACCAUCGAAAGAACCGGGAAUUCCGGGACUGAUCGUGCCCUUAUCGAAAAAAGUGUCAACGAAGCCCUCACAGUGCACAGAAACAUUCUACAGUUGACAAACGAUAAUGUUCUUGUAAUUGCCAAAUCUCACCACGAUUUCAGUCAAGUCGACAAGCGGAAACUCAAAGGCCACAAUUUGUCGGACAUAGUUAUGAAACUGUCAGUGCCAAUCUUCACCCUGCAACUGUACUGCAACCCAUGCCUGCAUUGGCUAGCACAACCCGGCUUUCUGCUGUUGGUAGCCAAAGAAUUAUUCUUCCGAGUAGGUGCCAUUGCUAGGACGACCCUUAGACAAGCCGUCGCCGGUUUACGGUGUCUCUUUGCAAGUGAAUUUGUUUUCCACUCACGCCGGGAAGAACGAGAAUUCGAACAGGCCUUGAGACAUCUGACCAAGUUCGGUUUGCUAGACGAUCGAGGGGAUGUGAUCGAACUGAACCGGAACAGUGCCGGUAUGGAAAAUAUCUACCUAAGUACCGUGGGACCGUUUGUGUGCUGCUAUCUGCAGGUCACCUUCGUUUUGUUGGAUCAGCUUUCCUCAUCGUCUUUCAAAGAGAAAGAUUACCUGGCUCGAGUGCAGGAACACGUGGAGCUACUUCUGCUUCGCAAAGAUCGCAACGUACAUCCGUACUGCCUUUCCUUGGAUAGCAUCAGUCUGGCCCUUCAUUCCUUGGUGGCCCUCGGGGCCAUUAGCAAGCGAAAAGAGAAUGAUGUCACAAUUUUCACCGUGGAUCCAGUUAGAGUCCAGUCACUGAACCAACAGCUUCGCUCGUACUGUGGCCAGCUUCCAUUCGAUUUCCUCACAUUCCAGGGCGACGUGAUGGUCGAUUCAAAGUUGUAGAACUCGGCCAUCCCGGGAACUGCGACAGCAGCAUUCGCCGGUUUAAUGGAUAUACGCCCAUCGAUAACGACGCCCACUUCGACGGUCCGGAACGUCUUCCAGCUGGUGCGGCUGGUGUUGGCCAUCGUGACCCGGGUGACGUACGGUUUGCUACAGCUGACGCGCCUCGGCGGGGUCUGUGCGCUGGAAAAGUUGGCCUCCAUACGUUGGAAGUGAUCGUUUUUUUGUGCUGUGGAUACAGUUAAUGAAUAACAGAACACACAAAUUAAGACAUUCACGAAAUGUCCUAACAGUUUAUUGGCUAGUAUGAGCUCCAUGGGUUUAGAGAGGUGCCGUGAACAUACCGCUUUCCUCAUAUUCAUGAAUCUUUCAUUUGAAUCAACCACCGGUUAAAUGCUUGCUAUCUCGACGAGAAACUAAAAAUACAAAUCUGGAGCUAUUUCCGUUAAAAAACGUUAAUUUUGAUUUCAGAUUUAAAAGUUACAAUAGUAUCGUAAACUCGUUCAUUUUCGCAGAAACUUUUAGUAUAGAAUUAUUUCCAGCUAACAAGACUAACAUUAUAUCAUGGAUUGCAUGAUCAAUAUUUACUAGUCUGUGAUACAGUUUUACAUAAUAUGUAUUUAAUAAGCAAAUCUGGCUCAAAAUAACGUUUUAUUGAGGCGCUUGGAAUCAGAGGGUGAAAGUGUACAAAUGAUAGUUGGGAGAAAACGCGCAAAGGUGCUAGAUUUUUCUUAUUUUUUUAGAUUUCUAGCAGUUUUAAUACAUUCGAAAAGUGUUAAAAAAAAUUAUAACAAAUCCAAGUUUUGCACCAGAUGUAGUUAAAAACGUAAAGAAUUGUUAGGGAUGAAUCAUCCUUCGGGAUGAAAAUCCCCAAAACAAGAAAAAAAAAAAAAGUAAAGAAUUGUUUGGUAUACUUAUCUCAAAACUGAUGAUUUUGGCAGUUGCACCCCUCUGAUGCCGAGGGCCUCAAUUUAUCUUCUAAACAAGGAUAUUUCUGCCUGACGGUCAAACCAUUUAAAUUUUAUUUAUCCUAGGCAAGGUUUUUUACAAUCGGUAUGUUCACGAUGAAAGCAAGGUAAUUUAUGUACUAACCAAAUAUAGGGACCUCUAUUGAUUUAAGUUACUAGUCAAAAAGUGUUUGCGCAUGUGGAAUGAAUAAACGCCGGGCUGAGUGCAGUAAGUACAUAAAUGUUAACGAGUCUAUCUAAAUGAUAUGUGUAUUUUGGAUAAUGUGUAUCGAAUUGUGUUGAUUGUUUUUUAUUUUAGCUAAAACAAAAUUAUUCAACCAACAUGUAACCAACUGGUACUAACGCUGAAGAAUUAAUAAUAAAAGUGUCUCAUAAUAAAAUUAC
This is a messenger RNA of Uranotaenia lowii, 3971 nucleotides long. It is a transcript of the gene Dhap-at, whose product is annotated as dihydroxyacetone phosphate acyltransferase. Gene Ontology annotation, molecular function: glycerone-phosphate O-acyltransferase activity. Gene Ontology annotation, biological process: ether lipid biosynthetic process. NCBI's taxonomy places the organism in Eukaryota, Metazoa, Arthropoda, Insecta, Diptera, Culicidae. Gene Ontology annotation, cellular component: mitochondrial membrane; peroxisomal membrane. The record is from RefSeq and is a predicted model, not a curated record. The transcript has 5 exons. The coding region runs from base 478 to 2619 and encodes 713 amino acids.